AAAAAAAAAAAAAAACAACAAUAAUUUUAGCUAACAAAAAACAACUCCAACACCAACAAUAACAGCCAGAGAUUGCUGUUCUUUAAGCCCACCUUUUCUUUUCUUUUUUUGUUUUUGUUGGAUUCUUAUCUCUCUGACUCUCUCUCUCUCUCUCUCUCUCUGAAAGGAAGUAGCUGAACUUUCUUCUCUGUGACUUGUUGAUAGAGGAAGGUAUCUGGGUUAUCUAGAUCAUGCCCAGAUCUUACUUUUGAUUGAUCCAACUGAAUAGCAUGCACAUCUUGGCAAAAGCUUAAGAAAAGAGUGGGAGAGAAAAUAAAGAGAUUUCCCCAAGUUCGUUUGUAACAUUCUUAGAAUCAAAAAACAUUCUUAGAAUCAAGCAAAGAUUAACAAGCUUAUGGGUGGAUUAUCUCUUCAAUGGACAUGUGGACUGCUAGUUCUGGCUUGAAUUUGGUUUAAUGUAUUGUUUGACUGAAAUUUCUCUCUUCUCUGCAAUUGAUGCUGUGUUUUGCUUUGAAUGAUUUUCAAUUGUAUCGAAGUUCUUAAGUGCAGAAAGGAGCUUUUAUUUUGCCAAUUAAGUUAUGAUCAAACAGUUUCUUAAUAAGCUCCCACGUAAGUCCUCUAAGUCGUCUGAAAAUCGUGAAGGAGGGGGGACCUCUACAUCAUCUUCAAAUGUUCCUACCAGUUUAAGAGGUGGUGAUUUAGCAAGUAAUCGAUAUGGGAACACAGGCGCUAUUUCUUUUUCAGAUGCUACUUCAAAUCUAGUAUUAAAUCAGGGCAAUAAGCUUCAACAGGGUGUGAAUUCAAAGCUGAAUGGAAAUUCAGCAGUUUUUUCUUAUGAGGCUUUGCCUAGUUUUAAAGAUGUUCCCAAUACUGAGAAGCAGAACUUGUUUAUUAAAAAGUUGAACUUGUGUUGUGUUGUGUUUGACUUUUCUGACCCAACAAAGGACUUCAAAGAAAAGGAGAUCAAGCGACAGACAUUGGUUGAACUUGUGGAUCAUAUUGCUUCUGCUAAUGGGAAAUUCUCAGAAACUGUCAUGCAAGAGAUCAUAAAGAUGGUGUCAAAAAAUUUGUUUAGAACACUCACUUCUCCACCCCGUGAGAAUAAAGUCUUGGAAGGCUUUGAUUUGGAAGAGGAAGAGCCAUCAAUGGAUCCUGCAUGGCCUCACUUGCAAAUAGUGUAUGAAUUCCUUUUGAGGUUUGUCGCAUCACCUGAGACAGAUGCAAAGUUGGCUAAGAGGUAUGUUGAUCACUCAUUUGUUCUCAGGUUGUUAGAUCUUUUUGAUUCAGAGGACCCCAGAGAGAGGGAUUACUUGAAAACAGUUCUGCACCGCAUUUAUGGGAAAUUUAUGGUGCACCGACCUUUCAUCAGGAAAGCAAUCAACAACAUCUUCUAUCGUUUUAUUUUUGAAACUGAGAAGCAUAAUGGGAUUGCAGAGCUGUUAGAGAUUCUUGGUAGUAUAAUCAAUGGGUUUGCUCUGCCGCUGAAAGAAGAGCACAAGCUCUUUCUUGUUCGGGCACUUAUUCCACUUCAUAAACCAAAAUGCAUACCCAUGUACCACCAGCAGUUAUCUUACUGCAUUACACAAUUUGUGGAGAAGGACUGCAAGCUUGCUGACACUAUUAUAAGGGGUUUACUAAAAUAUUGGCCAAUUACAAAUAGUUCUAAGGAGGUUAUGUUCCUAGGUGAGCUGGAGGAAGUCUUAGAAGCAACUCAGCCUGCAGAAUUUCAGCGCUGUAUGGUACCCUUGUUUCGUCAAAUUGGGCGUUGCUUGAGCAGUUCACAUUUUCAGGUGGCAGAGAGGGCUUUAUUCUUAUGGAACAAUGAUCACAUUGAGAAUCUUAUCAAACAGAACCGCAGAGUUAUACUGCCAAUUAUCUUCCCUUCCUUGGAGAGAAAUGCAAGAAACCACUGGAACCAGGCAGUACAGAGCUUGACACUAAACGUUCGCAAGAUUUUCUCUGAUAUUGACUCUGAGCUUUUUGAAGAGUGCUUGCUCAAGUUUCAGGAAGACGAAGCACAAGAGAAAGAAAUUAAGUCGAAACGCGAAGCCACAUGGAAACGCUUAGAAGAGAUUGCUGCAAUGAAAGCUUCAAGUAAUGAACCAGUGCUUGUCUCUCCUAGAAAACCCAUUCGGGCACCAUCUGGCUAGAGAGAGAUUCCCAUGUGUGAUUACAGCGGUUUGAUAAUUGAAUUGGUGAUUGAGUCCCAAACUCAAGGAUACCACUGCAUGGGGUGCAGAGUAGCCCCAAUUUGGUUUAACUCACGUGGACUGUAUAUAUUUGAUUGGAUGGAUUAAGCAAAUGGGUGUUGCAAAGCCUGUUCAUAUUGAAGAUCUAGCCUGCAAAGUAGUUGCCUAUUUGCUGUUGAUGUUGUUGCAUGUGGGAAAGGAAAGAGCGGGAGAAAAAAGAGCUCGAAUUUGACAUAAAUGUGCUACAUGUGAAUUUGGUUUAAUGGAGUAGGCUCAAUCUUUUGAUUAUUUAUAUGUAUCAUCAUACUUUGUUGCUUUUAUGAGUGUUCGUUGCUUGGCAUAAAAUUUGUUUAAAAGAUGAAAAGUUUGUAGUUAGUAGAGCAUGAAAUGCUUUCCUCAUUGUUCAACUUAACUUCUCUUAAUGUUGUAUUCUUUAUGACCACAACCCA
Quercus robur (English oak) is the source of this 2638-nucleotide messenger RNA. Its product is annotated as serine/threonine protein phosphatase 2A 57 kDa regulatory subunit B' theta isoform-like. The record is from RefSeq and is a predicted model, not a curated record. Gene Ontology annotation, biological process: signal transduction. Lineage: Eukaryota; Viridiplantae; Streptophyta; Magnoliopsida; Fagales; Fagaceae. The coding region runs from base 579 to 2150 and encodes 523 amino acids. Gene Ontology annotation, cellular component: protein phosphatase type 2A complex. Gene Ontology annotation, molecular function: protein phosphatase regulator activity. The transcript has 5 exons.